AACAAGUCAAAUCAAAACUCCGAGCCGCAAAUAGUGUAUGGGAAGAAAAAAAAAACGCGGAAACGAAAACGCGAAUAAGCGAGAAACGAGACGGGACAAGUCAAGGAAAACAAAGUGCCAAAACAGCAAGAGGGCGAGCCGAGCCGAGCCGUAACCUUCUAGAGAGACUGCGAAAACGGCAUUAACUGCAAUAUAAUAUGGGUAACGCGGGCAGCUCCACCGUCCACAUGCGAGAGCGCCACAAAUCCACCGACCUCUCAACGCCAAGUUCUCCCGCACAUUUUCGUGACUCGGUUUCAAGCGCAGCUGGUGGUGGUGGGGUUGUUGGGGGGGGUGCUGGGGCACAUGGCGGGAGUGCAGCUUUGGCUGGAACUGGAGCGGGAGGCCAAGCUUUCUCGUUCGACAAAAAACAUACAGCAGUCUUGAACGAAGGCUCAUCGCAAGACGACGACGACCCGUAUUAUACGGGCGCGGGAGCGGCAGCUAAGCGCACAGCUGAUAGCAGCGAAGCAACAGCUGUUCUACGCAGCAGCGGCAGCGGAGAGAAGUUAAUCAUGGAUAACACCGAAGAGGAACAGCAGGCCGCUGGAUCACUGCUGCCCCCACUGGCUGGCGAUGACGACGACGACGAGCCAAAGAAAACCGCCCUGCCCACAGUCCUUCGCUGGGAUGGCGGCGGCAAGAACGUGACCAUCUCGGGCACCUUCUCCAAUUGGCGACCCAUCACAAUGGUCCGCAGCCAUGGCAAUUUUGUGACCAUCAUCGAUCUGCCCGAGGGCGACCACCAGUACAAAUUCUGUGUGGACGGCGAAUGGAAGCACGAUCCAAAGCUGAAAAGCGUGGAUAACGAUGAGGGAGAGAAGAACAAUUUGGUGUCUGUGCGGCCAUCCGAUUUCGAGGUAUUCCAAGCUCUGGCCAAAGACAGCGAGAACGUGACCAACUAUGCGGAGAAGGAGUACUCGCAGGAGGUGCCGCAGGCCAAGCCCUGGGAGAAGGUGUCCGGCCCCCCAGUGCUGCCGCCACACCUGCUGCAGGUCAUACUCAACAAGGACACUCCUCUCUCGUGCGAGCCCACAUUGUUGCCUGAACCGAACCAUGUGAUGUUGAAUCACUUGUAUGCGCUAUCCAUCAAGGAGGGGGUAAUGGUGCUGAGUGCCACGCAUCGCUAUCGCAAGAAGUACGUCACGACGCUGCUCUACAAGCCCAUUUAGACGAUGACCAACUUUAGUCCCCUUAUGAUCUAAGAAUCUGGUUUUAAUGAGGGGUAAUGGUAAUCCAUCUAUCUCUCCUGUCAAAUCUACUAUAGCGCAUGGGAUGUGUAUUUUAUUUGUUCUCUUUAUUAAGCGUUGUAUUUUUUAUUAGGUAAAUAUACGGAAUUUGUAGAAAUAUAA
This is a messenger RNA of Drosophila persimilis, 1391 nucleotides long. RefSeq names its product 5'-AMP-activated protein kinase subunit beta-1 (gene alc). Bases 198 to 1211 code for a protein of 337 amino acids. The record is from RefSeq and is a predicted model, not a curated record. The transcript has 3 exons. Gene Ontology annotation, biological process: signal transduction. Gene Ontology annotation, cellular component: nucleotide-activated protein kinase complex; cytoplasm; nucleus. Gene Ontology annotation, molecular function: protein kinase binding. Lineage: Eukaryota; Metazoa; Arthropoda; Insecta; Diptera; Drosophilidae.